GAUUUUUCAAAACCCGAUUAAAUCCCACCUGACACUUGCCUAAGGUUGGUAGCACGAGCAUAACCCCCAAAGGAUUUCUUUUGAGUCGAGGAAAUGAGCCUCCCGACCGAUUUUGGGCCCGACUCCGGCGGUAGACUCAAAGGGGUUUGCAUCGUUAAGCCCAUAGUUUACGGGAACAUAGCGCGCUAUUUCGGGAAAAAACGGGAGGAGGACGGGCAUACGCACCAAUGGACGGUGUACGUCAAGCCCUACAACAACGAGGACAUCUCCUGUUACGUGAAAAAGGUCCACUUCAAGUUGCACGAAAGUUACGCCAACCAGAACCGCAUCGUGGUGAAGCCCCCUUACGAAAUCAGCGAAACGGGCUGGGGCGAGUUCGAAAUCGUCAUAAAGAUACACUUUCACGACCCCAAUGAACGCCCGGUCACCAUGUACCACAUUUUGAAGUUGUUUCACUCGGGGGGCACCAUGGAUAUCGGGAUGGAGCAGGGGAAGGGGCUCCUGUCGGAGAGCUACGACGAGAUUGUCUUCCAGGACCCCACACAGCUCAUGCACCAUUUACUGACGAACACCAAACAGUUGACUUUGGCGCGGUGGGAGCACAAUACGAAUUUUGAGGAAAAGAAGGAGAAAACUUUGAAAAGCAUCACAGAAGCGAAGCAAAAAGUCAAGGCCGAGAUUGGGGUCCUGAAAAACCGACUCAAACUGGCCAAAGAGACGAUUUCGCAGUUCAAGGAGGAAAUAGCCAAAGUGCAAGACAAUCAAUACGUGGUUUAAUAACUUUAUUAGGAAAUAAACAUGAAUAUAACUUUUUUACCCUA
This is a messenger RNA of Tribolium castaneum (red flour beetle), 821 nucleotides long. RefSeq names its product Gas41 (gene Gas41). Bases 94 to 777 code for a protein of 227 amino acids. NCBI's taxonomy places the organism in Eukaryota, Metazoa, Arthropoda, Insecta, Coleoptera, Tenebrionidae. The record is from RefSeq and is a predicted model, not a curated record. The transcript is spliced from 4 exons. Gene Ontology annotation, biological process: regulation of DNA-templated transcription.